Molecule: messenger RNA, 792 nt
Organism: Prorocentrum cordatum
Lineage: Eukaryota; Dinophyceae; Prorocentrales; Prorocentraceae
Source: the annotation of a GenBank genome assembly
AUGCGGCAUUCAUAUCUUCGGACGUACAGGUUCGCAAUCGUUGUGUCCCACGUUGUGUCGGAGCUCGCCGCGAACCUGCCGUACGACGAGCGCCUGAUCCAGAAGAAGCGGAUACCGUAUCUGGACGAGGAGACGCCCAGGGAGCUCAACCCCUCCAUGGUGAGCGCCUCCGCCGUGUGCUCGCUGUGGCCGCUGCCGCCCGACGCCCGCCUCUCCGCCAGGGCCCCCCCCGAGGCAGUGGAGGCGGCCCUGGGGGCGUGCGACGCCUCGGAGUUCCCCGUCACCGACGGCGACGGCCACCUCCUCGGCCUGGUCACCCGCGCGCGGCUCCGGCAGCUGCUCUGGCACGUGCGGGAGGCGGACGGCGGCUGCGACGCGGCCGCGGCCGCGGCCGCGCAGUGCAGGACGGCGCGGAGGCAGCGGACGUACUUCCAGGACCGGCAGGGCGAGAGCCUCUGGGACUUCGCCGGCUCCAUAUCCCUCAGGCACUACCUCCGGCCCGAGCCCGCCGAGGCCACGCCCGGUGGGCGGGGCAAGCCGUCAGUGCCCGUCGGCCAGAUCAUGGACGGGAGCCCGCCUGUGAUCCAGGCGGACGCGCCGAUGACCCGCUUCUACCCGCUCUUCACGGACAUCGGGUGGCAGGCCGCCUGCGUCGUGGCCCCCGGCGGGGUCUUGGUCGGCGUGCUGUCCCGCGAGUUGCUCGUGCGAGCCACCCAGAAGGAGGGCCUCCGCGAGAUCCUCGCCGCGUUCCCCGACGCCGCCUCCGAGGCCGCGGGCUCGCUGGGCGCCCCC